UUCGAGAAGCAUUAGAAUUUAGAUAUCGAAGCAACAUGGGAAGAGGAAGCACCUGACGGCGGCAAGGAAAGCAUAUCAAUGGCUUUCAGGGUAAAAGCCACCACCUCCGCUUUAUGUGGUGCUCUAAUCUUCGCCAAUAACCGCAGCAAUAUCUCCUCUGCCUGCUCUUUCUUCUUUAGGCGCCUCCCAUGCAGAUUUUCUACAUUGCCUCUACCUUCCUCUGAAUAUACUUUCCUUAAAAUCGCGAACUUCAAUAACCCUAGUCCUAGGUUAUUUUGUAGCUCUGAAGCAAAUCCCGCCAAGAAGAAGGUCGACACCAAGGUCAAUUUUUCUCUAUCCGAUUCUGAGGGUGAAAAUGAGGACGACUCUGAAGAUGCCCAGAAAGAAGCUAACAAGAACAAGAAGCUACCACCGCCUUAUGACCCCUUCAAUAAAAAGCCGGCGAUUGAAGAGCCCAAGGAUCCAAAAGAUUUGCAAGAGAUCUUUCACAACAUGAGAAGCGGCGACGGGUUGCUAAAUCACGCAGUCAAGAUGUUCGACGCAUUGUCCAAAGACGGUCUCACUCACGAGGCUUUGGAGCUGUUCGGUCAGAUAAAAGACAAAGGUCAAAUGCCCGACGUGGUGGCUCACACGGCUAUCAUCGAGGCCUAUGCCAAUGCUGGUCAGCCCAAGGAGGCCCUCAAAGUUUAUAUGCGCAUGCUUGCUUCUGGGGUGUCUCCCAAUGCUUAUACCUACACUGUUCUUAUUAAGGGACUUGCUUCUGAUUCCAAGUUUUUGGGAGAUGCCAAGAAAUAUAUGUUGGAAAUGAUGGAAAAGGGCAUGAAACCCAAUGCUGUGACUUACACGGCCGUGUUUGAGGCAUUGGCUAGAGAUGACAAAGCGGAAGAGGCCACACACUUUUUGGAGCAAAUGAAGACUAAAGGAUUUGUCGCUGACGAGAAGGCUGUGAGGGAAGUUCUGAGUAGCAAGAGGGGUCCCAUUUUCAGAACCGUCUUGAGUAUUCUUUUUGGCAGGUAAAUGGCUAGCAGCUAGCUAUGGUGACGGUGCGUAAUAUUUGGGAUGAGAUGAGAAUUGUGUCGUCUGCGGUCUUGUUUUCUGGAUCCUUUGUCUUGUACGCAUGGUUUUGUUGAUUUACAGCGGGGAACCUUGUUUAAGUUACUUUCAUUCAUCCGAUCCCAGGUCGGAAAGCGUUUAAAUGCGACAAAAUUUUGACCAACUUGGCCGCAUGGUUCUUAUUCUUAACAUCUGCUACGCCUACUUCUCAUGGAACGAUGGAAAGCACUCAAUACGAAUCCCGCCUUUUGAAUGAAAGAAAAAAUUGUAUCAUUAUACUUAAUAAUGUGUAUUUAUGUUUCAUACUCUUAUCUAUUCCAUUUUCGAGCUGCUCAUCCAAAAUGCAAGUUUGAUUCGCCAAAAAUGAGACUGCUAGUCCGAACCUAGACAUGGAAACAUGUGAGAUGCCUUUGUAUAUCAUCAUCCAUUCAUUCAAGUUCCUGGCUCUCAAGAAAAAAUGGGUCCAAUUAAGAAAAGUGUGACUCGUACUUCAAAAAAACAGAAAGAAAGAAAGAAAAUGGAUUCCAUUGUAGAUGAAGGGUUUAUUGGUAAAUAACUUAUAAAUAUCCCUAAAACAAUUGUAAACCAUUACCCUUGGGUACACAGAUUGCGAACCAAUGCAGAUUUUGAUGACCCCAAAUGGAUUCGAACUCAUUCAAAGUGCUAGUCUUAUCCAAAACCUUUCAGCCAAUCAUACCAGCUUGUAUUGGCUCAUACAUUCCAAUUGUUUUCUGAACCGAGUUUGAAAUAGAUUACAUAUUAGUAACAAAUUAACUGGGGAGGAAACACGGGGGCGUACAUAAUUGCUGUUCUUGCUAAAUAUCACAAAAUCAAUACAAAUGAUAACUUUUACAUCCCGGGUGAGAGGGAACGAACUCCAAGGCCAAAAAUGGAGACCCGUAUGGUGACAAUGACGGCAUAUUAACGUUAUUUCUGUCGUCCUUUCAGUGAAGCAUUUUUUAAUUUCCUGAGCCCAUUAGGUUGCCGCCACCUGCGGCAGCUCAAGUCUGAGAAACAUGGUGGCCCAUAGAUGAUGAAACCAUAAAUUUUAGAAGCCGAAUUUGUUGGGACAUUCAGAUGCGCGGUGUCCAGACUGGCCACAGUUAAAACAAGCCCCUCCAAAGGC
This is a messenger RNA of Neltuma alba, 2179 nucleotides long. Its product is annotated as pentatricopeptide repeat-containing protein At4g38150-like. The coding region runs from base 79 to 1017 and encodes 312 amino acids. Gene Ontology annotation, molecular function: protein binding. The transcript has a single exon. NCBI's taxonomy places the organism in Eukaryota, Viridiplantae, Streptophyta, Magnoliopsida, Fabales, Fabaceae. The record is from RefSeq and is a predicted model, not a curated record.